AUGGCCAAACAGAUUUACGUCAAUCUACAGGAGAAUCAAAACUUAUCUCGCGGGGAUACACAUUGUUUUGAGGAACCAGACAUACUUUUCUACAUACCAAGAGUAGAGGAGACGCCUGCGAACAAGCAACAAUUACUAGAACAACUAUGUGAGAACGACAAGUAUUACACCAGAAAACAAGAACACGGAAAAUAUGGAGAUGCCAAAUCUACAGACAGAAUAUACCAGAUGGAUUCUACAAACCGUAUGCAGGACCAACUUCCUAUUCCAGACAGCCAAAACAACCGCAAUAAAUACCAUACCUACAAAGGAGUGCAGGGAGACAUUUACAUAAAGUACGACAACAGCAUCCGCGCUCACAACUGUGCGGCUGACAUAGAAAAAUCUAGAAUAGUUCCGAAAGAGGACCGAAAUAACAACAAAACGAUUAUGAAAGUGGUCAUAGAAAACAUCCGGGAAUUGCCAACUUCUGGCCAACUGGAAAUAAUACUGGACUUACCUCCUUGGUUUCAGGAAAAUAUGCAGAGAAAAUCGGUAUCAAACGGAACGGAAAAUGACGGUACAGAUCUGAAUAGUCAAAAUGACUCUCAUCCGGUUCAAAAGAUAAAACACUGUACAUGUCGGAACCUUGCAGGCACACUAUUUGACGUUAAAUUGACCGGAAAUAGUUCGCAUUGUUUGAAUAUACCGGAAAUGCGUUCACGAUCAAAUUCGGAUUCCAAGUUGCAGUUCCGACAACCGCAAAAACACAAUAUAAUGGCAGUGACACCAGAUCGAAUAUCAAAAUGGAAACAAAUACAGAACAGCAAUGCUUCACUUCCAGAAAUAAAAGUACAAGAUUUCUCUGAUAGAAGGAAUGAUUUACAAUCACGCUUGAAAGAUGAAUCUGAGGACUUGAAAAAGGAUUUGCUAGACAACGCUGAUUUCAUAUCACAGAUAAAUUAUUACAGGAAACAGUUACCUAUGAGGCUUAAAAGUCGACAGAACUAA
Ylistrum balloti is the source of this 990-nucleotide messenger RNA. RefSeq lists its product as uncharacterized. The transcript is spliced from 2 exons. Bases 1 to 990 code for a protein of 329 amino acids. The record is from RefSeq and is a predicted model, not a curated record. NCBI's taxonomy places the organism in Eukaryota, Metazoa, Mollusca, Bivalvia, Pectinida, Pectinidae.